AUUGAAGAACCUUGUCCUCAUAGUGAAGAACCUUGUCGUCAGAGUGAGGAACCUUGUCCGCAGAGUGAAGAACCUUGUCCUCAGGGCGAAGAACCUUGUCCACAGCGUGAAGAACCUUGUCCUCAGAGUGAAGGACCUUGUCCUCAGAGUGAAGGAACUUGUCCUCAGAGUUUAAAUAACCUUCUCCUCAAAGUGAGGAACCUUGUCCACAGGGUGAGGAACCUUGUCCCCAGAUUGAAGAACCUUGUCUUCAGAGUGACGAACCUUGUCCUCAGAGUGAACAACCUUGUCCUCGAAGUGAGGAACCUUUUCCUCAGUUUGAGGAACCUUGUCUUCAGAUUGGAGAACCUUGUCCUCAGAGUGAAGAACCUUGA
Messenger RNA from Paramuricea clavata, 374 nucleotides. Lineage: Eukaryota; Metazoa; Cnidaria; Anthozoa; Malacalcyonacea; Plexauridae. The record is from the annotation of a GenBank genome assembly.